AUGUUCGCAGCCGCGUUAACGAAAUAUGUCUUUUUAACGUUGACUACUCUGCACUUAUUAGAUAUUGCUGUUGCUUAUUCACCAAAUUUUGAAUCAUACAGAGAGCUAUUAGACUAUCUAUAUACAAAUGGUUAUAUAAAGUCCUUGACCAUAAAAAAAGCAAUGGGUUUUGUUGAUCGAAAAUUUUUCGUUACUGGGAAACCGUACGAGGAUAGUUCACAGGAAACAGUGUACGGAGUCAGAAUCUUGGCGCCUCAUGUGGAGGCACUUGUUCUGGGAGCCUUAGAAAGCCGUCUUCCAAUCGGUGCACACGUUGCUUGUAUUUUAUGCCACAGUGGGUACUUACCAUCAAUUAUGGCAAUCUACGUAUUAAAUAGAGGUAUCGUCUUAGGAAUUGAAAAGGAUAGCAGUGUGACCAAUUUUGAUUAUGAAAAUAUUGAAAAAUGGAUUGCAUCGAGUCAUAUAGCAAAAGCAUACCAUUUUAACAGACACUCGCCGUUUCAAUUUUAUACUCGUAGCGAUCCAGGUGAGAAAGUGGGCCCUGAUUCCUAUAGCGCCACUUUUUAUAAUGGGGAUGAUAAAAACACCAUUGAUAAAUUAAAGCAACGUUUGAGAAAAAUGGGUCGCCUUGUUUAUCUAACAAGAACUGAAAGGGGAGGUCAAGUCUUGAUGGUAAUAGAUCGACUAUCCAAUGGUUCUUUCCAUGAAAGAAUGUUAGCUCAUGUUCGAUCGGAUAAGGUUAAAGAAGAAGAAGGAGAAAGAGGAAGAGAAGAUUUAGGUGGAGAAAGAGGAGAAGAAGAUUUAGGUAGAGAAAGGGGAGAAGAAGUGGAAGGGCCACUGAAGGAAAUAGAAGAAGCAGUGACACCUACACCCGUUCCACCUCCAUUUGUCGAUUUCGACGAUGUACUUCUUUCAUCAGUACAAAUUAAGCAUAUUCCUGAUGUUAAAAUAAUACUCCUACUAGUCUGCAUCGCUAUCAUCUCAUGGAUCCAACUAUUUUAA
Trichobilharzia szidati is the source of this 1002-nucleotide messenger RNA. The record is from the annotation of a GenBank genome assembly. NCBI's taxonomy places the organism in Eukaryota, Metazoa, Platyhelminthes, Trematoda, Strigeidida, Schistosomatidae.